UGCACUGGAUGGCGCCGGGUGGGGAGGGACGGUCGAGGACUUGUCGGAACGUCGGAGGAACGCGCUCACGAACGAGACAGUCCUUCCGCGGGAUUGCGGAUGUUGUGUUGAGGAUUUUUUUCGCGCUUGCGCCUGCGCGUAUCUUAUUCCUUUGACGCUCGUGUCUGUGGAUUUUCACGUGUUAUGUGUGCGCGAACUGAGCUACGAACGAGAUACGCGACGUAGGAAACGCUCGAGGAUAGUUUUCCAAUUGAGAGCCGAGGAAUUACCAACUCAAAGCACGAUCAACUCUCAAUCAUAUCGAUGCACAGAUACACCAAGAUUACAUAAAAAUCUAAAUUUCACGCGUAGCGUUUCUUCCGUAGUGCAAAAAAUCGUGCGGUCUUUCCGAGUGUUUCGCGUCCCGUUCGCCUUCACUGUUUUCGAUUAUUGUCGAAUUUCUACGACUCCAGUCGAAAAAUACGAAUGCUUGAAACGAAUGCUCGCGUUUCGCGUUUCGAAUAGCCGACGACGAGAUCGUUCGCGUUUAAAUGUUUACACGACUGCGAUGCUGCUGCAUACUGAAUCCCGCCAAAUUUAGUGUUUACCAUUGACAACGUGGUUCUCGAACGCGUGGUGCUCAAAUGUGACUGUGAUGCUGAUUGGAACGUCCGGAUGCUCUCGUCCUUCGACAGCCAAUCACCAAUGUUUGUUAUCGAGCGUCAAAUGCCGUUCUAAAUUCCGUACGGACAGACGCGACCACGUCCUUCCGCAUUUCAUAUUCGUGUGUAUAAAUUUGAGAAAAAGCAGAGUCUUAUCAUCAGUACAUGUGAUAAGCGAAGUGAACUGGUCGUGAAAGUUAUUCUUUACCGACGAUAUUUUAAGGGAGCAAGAGACCAUUGUCCUGUGCACUGUGGAAGAAAACGUGCAAAAUUGAUAUAAAAAAUAAUGAUUUGAUCAAAGGAUCGUGAAACUAGCGGGUUGGAUUUUUGAUUGAGAACGGGUAAAGGAGCCGCGAUAAUUUCGCAAUAAAAAGCGCGAUGUACAAACUUCUUCGUCGUGGCUCGGGCCGCAUGCUGGUGUUUUGCGUGAUCGUUCUUUCGCUCCUGUUGUGCCUCUAUUACGUUAGUCAAACUCAACAAACCCCGAGCACUGGUGCUGGCUCAUCGGGAGCUCUUCUUGGACCUGAGGGACCGAGAUACGACGGCAGUGGUGAUGGCGCAGGACCAAACAGGGCUACGACAACCCUGGCGGAAUACAGCGAUCCACCGGACGUCAGAGUGUCAGCGGAUACGUGCCCUCUCGUCGAACCAAGAAAAGUUGAUAUCGAUGCCCAGGAGGAAUUCAAAGAAUUCGAUUUCCAGCCUUCCUGGAUGAGGAGUCGAGAGUAUUGGGACGAUAGCUUUGAAGCACGAUACCUCGAACUUCGAAAGGAUUCAACCAGGCCACGCUUGAAGGUCAUCCUCAUGCCCCACAGUCACACCGAUCCAGGAUGGCUCAAAACCUUCGAACAAUAUUUCCACAGCUCUACGAGAGGCAUCCUCAACAACAUGGUAACGAAACUCCAACAGUGGCCGAACAUGACUUUCAUCUGGAGCGAAGUUUCGUUCCUGUCCCUCUGGUGGGAAAGUGCUCAUCCGACCAAGAAAAUGGUCGUCAAGCGACUCGUCAAAGAAGGUCGUCUCGAAAUGACUACCGGCGGCUGGGUGAUGACCGACGAAGCCAGUUCUCACAUUUACGCGAUGCUCGAUCAACUUAUCGAAGGUCAUCAAUGGCUGAAGACGAAUUUGGGCGUAACGCCUGAAUAUGGAUGGGCGGUCGAUCCGUUCGGUCACGGCGGUACGGUGCCGUAUCUGCUGAAAAAAUCCGGGGGUUCCGGCACGAUAAUACAAAGGAUACAUUACGCUUGGAAACAGUGGUUCGCCAAGAAACAAUACGGUGAUUUUGUAUGGUUACAACCGUGGGACAAAGGCGGUUCGUCGGACAUGUUGACACACAAUCAGCCUUUCGACAUUUAUAACAUAAAGCACUCUUGCGGUCCGCAUCCCCACGUAUGCUUGAAUUUUGAUUUCCGUAAAAUCCGCGGGGAAUACACGGAGUACUCGGUACGUGCGGUCGACAUAACCGUAAACAAUGUCAAGCAAAUGGCGGAGUUACUGCUCGAACAGUUCUCCCGAACCGGUUCAUUGUUCACUCACAACGUCGUGCUCAUGCCACUCGGCGAUGAUUUUCGUUACGACCAUCCGAUCGAGUGGGACCAGCAGUACACGAACUACAAGAUUCUCGUCGAUUACAUAAACAACCGAAAGGACGAGUACAACGCCGAAAUAAUAUUCGGCACGCCGAAGGAUUACUUCGAAGAGAUUGAAAAACGAGUCGAAAAGUUUCCAACUCUCUCGGGUGACUUUUUCGUCUACUCGGACAUCUUCAGCGAAGGCCGGCCGGCCUACUGGAGCGGAUACUUCACCACGAGGCCCUACAUGAAGAUCCUCGAUCGCGAGCUCGAGGCUAAUUUACGAUCUUCCGAGAUACUCUACACGAUUGCAUUGAACGUGGCAAAGCUCAGCGGCAACGACAUCAAGCUGUACGAGACUCACUUCGAGAAGCUCGUCAAAGCCCGGAGAAACUUGGGCCUCUUUCAGCACCACGACGCCAUCACCGGCACCAGCAAAUCCUUCGUCAUGAAGGACUACGCCCAAAAAUUGUUCGAAUCCAUUUCCGACAUGACGAGCCUGCAGAGCUUCGCGUUGCAAACCCUAACGGCAACGAGCACCAACAAACCCAACACGGUUUACAUUCUCCCCGAAUCUGACCGCGACAGCUACGAAAAGCUACCCAAAAAAAUUCCCAUCGCCGUCACCAGCCAAGAGACCAGAAGAAUCGUACUUUUUAAUCCUCUCGCCCAACCCAGACAGGAAAUAAUACGCUUGAAAGUAACUUCUUACAAAAUACGAAUUUUAGAUCCCCUGAAAAACCCAAUCCCCUAUCAAAUAACGCCGGUUAUGAACGCCACCAGCAUCACUCACGACGUCUACGUCGUUCUGUUCGUCGCCGAUUUGAAGCCCUUGACCAUCGCGACGUACCACAUCGAGCAAAUCGACAGAAUCCCAGUCGACGCGAUAUCGACGGUGCACUGCAACAGGUGCGGCAAGGACACGGUCUUCCCCAUAAAACCGAUGCAAGUCGGCGACAUACAGUUGGAGAACAAGCGGAUGAAAUUGGUCUUCGACGGGCAAACAGGCUUUUUGAAGAGAGUCACGAAGAAAGCAAGUGGCAAAAUAAUGCAGUGCUCGAUACAGUUCGCGGCGUACGCAUCGGCGCAGUUCCACAGCGGUGCUUAUCUCUUCAUGCCGGAUCCGACGCUCCGGGAGGCGGACAAAGACGUUUUGGAGGCGUAUACGCCGCACCAAAAAAUUUACAUUGUAUCGGGUCGCUUGAGCGCGAGGUUGACAGUAGAAUAUGGGAAGUUGUUGACCCACCACGUUUCCAUUUAUCUCGACGACGGUCCCCUGGCCGAAGCGAUUUACGUUAGGAACGUGAUCGACUUUGAGUCACCGCCGAAGAAUCGGGAGACCGAAAUGUUCAUGAGGCUACAGACUGACAUCCUGAACGGCGAGCCCCCGGAAUUUUACACCGACCUCAAUGCUCACCAAAUGAUCAAGAGAACUAAAAUCGAUCGAAUCGGCAUCGAGGGCAAUUACUUCCCCAUCACUUCGAUGGCUUACAUCGAGGACGAUUCCCACAGAUUGACUCUCCUCGUAAAUCAUGGACAGGGCGCAGCCAGUUAUCAACCUGGCUGGCUCGAAGUUAUGCUCGACCGGAGAACGCUGUACGACGACUCGAGGGGCAUGGGCGAGGGUCUCCUCGACAAUCGUCGCACCGUCAUGAAAUACUGGAUCUUGCUCGAAGACAUCAACGCUCCUGUUGACCGAUACUCCAAGCCCUCAUUGUUCGCCAAUCACAUGAGCAACGCUCUCAAUUAUCCGGUCAAUAUAUUCGUCCUUGAUGCCACCGAGAGCGAAAUAGCUUUAAGCCCCGAAACGAGAUUAAUCACUCACAGCUUUCCCUGCGAUAUUCAUCUCAUGAACCUGCGAACUAAUCACGAUCAAAAACUUCCACAUUUCCCUGUGAAUAGCGCCCUCAUGGUCCUCCAUCGACAGGGCUACAGUUGCUCCGUCGGUGCUGACGCUUCCCUCAAACAUUGUCCUCUCAACGAUCGACUCACUUCCGGCACUUCGUUCUACAAACUCAGCAAACUUAACGUCACUAAGACUUCGCUCACUGGUACCAAAUAUAAGGAGCAUUUGAAAAAAGGCCUUCAAGAAAUAGCUGUGCAGCCCAUGGAAAUCGAAACUUACAACGUCCAAUUUUUGCACUGAGCUUCGUCCCUCGAUCCUCAUCGACAAUCCUCGAUUUUUCGUUUUUUCUCUCUUCACUGUUCCAACGAUUCGAACCAAGGUUUACGACGAGGAGUGUUCACAGCUGGAAACAAAAACACCGAAUUAUUUUCUAGCUAAUUCCGUCGUGCGGAGGCGCCUCUAGAAGCUGAAAAUUUUUUUAUCAACAUUUUUCAUUACUGCGACAAAGGGAUUGCUCACCACGAAAUAUGACGAUGCCCGGAGCACAUUUUCAUUGUACAUAUCAGCCUCGAAAACGCGUUGCUGUCAACACUUUAAUGGUAAAAACUGACACUAGAUCUAAAACUGAUUAAAUCGAGAUUGCGAGUCUCAUUUUCGGUAGCAAAUGAUCAUGCUUCAAAGCACUUUUUUUAUGACGCUGAAGUCUGCAACGUUCGAGUCCAACGAAAUGAUUUGAAAAAACUGUCGAAUAAUUUCAGUAAAUCUCCAAUUUUGUUCCCUGCCGAAUUUGCAAUUUGUAAUUUUUCAACCCACAUCAAUGAUUAGUGAGUAAAUGAUGAAUUGAAAAUCUUUUUUCCUUCAUUUCGUUGGACUCGAACGAUGCAAACUUCGGCGUCGUUUUUUUUUUAUACGCACGACAUUUGACGCUGACAAAGCUCGUCUCACUUUGUCUCUUCACACGUAUUCUGAGCCUUCCGUCGUUCAAGCCACGUGACAUUAUCCUCUGCGAAACUUAAGGUGCAAUCCUAUCGAUAUAUAACACAUAAAUGUUGUUCUCCGCUUUGUCGUCUCUUCCAUUCUUCCAACACGAUCCUCUUACUGCACUGGGACAGAGCUGGAUAUAUGGAAGCAGGAGAUCCAACGAAAUCGUGGCUCGCAGUGCUAUGAAGUGUGAUUUCGUGAUUUUUCUUUCCACUCUAAUUCGACGAGUCUUCAACACUUUGGUGUAUUUUGUUCGUGCAGACGAAUGAAAGCCAAAAAAAAUGGAAAAUACAAUUUUCCAUUUUUUCCGUUCUCUCUGAACUUGCUAAAGUCAUUUUUUCGGUUAAUUUUUCUUCCACAAUCGGGCAUUUUUCCUUAAAACUAAAAAAUUUGAAAAAUUCUUUGUUUUUUCGUCCAAACCAAAAUUACUUAACAUUUCCGAGGAGAUUCGUUCAACCGGAGUUGAGAGAAGGAAUCCCAAGAAUCUUUUGAAUGAAUUUUCCCAAUUGUAGGCCUGCACACUUUUCGUUUGUCAGUCUCACGGAGCAUUGAGUUUUUUAUUUGGAUACUUUGACACUCAUGACUCGGGUGAGGCGACAGGUCCUGAGAACGAAGGCACCGCGAUGAGAAAUAAAAAACAAUAUUUCGUUCCACAUACGAUGGACCAUACUGUAAAUAAAUUUCCUUCGUACGACUCGAAAAAGCGAAAAAAAAAAACACACACACACACACACACACACAACAAACGGAGACAGCCGCCAAAUAACGAAAAAGUAUAUCGACAGGCACGCCUUAGCGACUUUCAAAACGUUCUUCCAAUCCUCGAAUGAUUCGGCACUGUGUAAUUGUAAGUAUAAUAUAAAUUAUUCACGCUUAAAGCGUGCAAACGUUUUUACUGUUAGAAACAAAGCUCGUAACUCGUUUACGCUGUAAAUAAUAGAAUGAAUUAUUUAUAAAAAAAAAAAACAAAAAAAAAUACAGAAAAAAAAAACUAUGAAUGAGCGUCGGGAAUUCAUGCGUGAAUUAGUGUACGAUCUCAUUUGCGAGUAUUAUUGAAAGAAACGAAGAAAAAUGACAGAAUAACACGAAUUAGGCAAAUUUGUAUCCGGCGAUUGGAACUUUUUUUUUCAACAUUUUUUUUGUUGUUUUCCGAGAGCACUUUUUUAGCGUGCUAUGUUGAAAUAUUGUGACGAUACGUUGACUUUUUUUCUGUGAAAUAUUGUGAAAUAUAUGUAAAUGAGAACAAUUUAUAAAAAAAAAAAGGAAAAAACACAAUAUAAACUUCACCACAAAAAUUCAACGCCCGAUAAAAACAAAUCGCAUUACUGUCUUUUCAAAAGAUUUUUCACGGCUCGUACUAUUUUAUUGAAACAUCGAUGUGUUUCCAUUCGAGCAGAGAUUUCACUCUGCCCACUAAAUUAUGAACAAAAAACAAAUACGUUUUUAAUGCUCUGUUGACUGCGGUGAAGCAUCGAUUUUAUAGAACGCACCCCCUCCCCUCCCCCCGACCGCAUGGGUGCAAGUGAGUUCGUGCGUGCGUAUACGAAUGAAUGUGGAUGUACAUAUAUGUGGUAUGCGACAAACGUAAAUAACAUGAAUUUUGUGGAUAUUAAUGAGUACUUAAAAAAAAACUAUUCGAGAGAAAAAAGAAAAUAUGUUGAGGAUUUGGGGCGUGUGAAACGUGAUGAUUUUUAUUCAAAAUUCUAUGAUUGUGUUCUCGUAAAAGAAUGUUCAUAUUAAAAUUUAUAUUUCUUGGAAAAAUCGAUAAAAUUAUGAGCCACGUUCGUUAUUAGAGGAUUUUCCGAAUUCUUUUCGAACGGUGGGUCGACCGAGGAAGGGGGAAACAAAAUAAUGAUAAUCAAAGUGGUAAACAAAGAUCUUACCGAAAAAUUGAUUGUGAGAAUCCCGUUGCAGCUCGAAAGACCGAGAAUCAUCUAUUCGGAAACUGUAGAUGCGAAAGAUUUUUUCAAAAGUACUCAUUUCGAGGUCGGUGCAGAGAAAAAACGGUUUUUCUUCAUUUUUUUUCUCCAUCGUUAUCUCAUGCUCCGUACCAAUGAUUUGGGAAAUUAUCUUUCGUCCCGAAUAUCCGUCAAACUUAGCGCAGAAAAACGUCCAAAGUGGAGAAAGAAAAUUCAGCAUCUUGGAACUGUCACGAAGAUUGAUAUUCGGUUAAAAUAAUUCCGGAAAGUUGCAGUAAUUUUUAUAUUUUAAAAGAAUUAAUCGAAAAACCAGGAAUUUGACACACGUUUUUCAAAAAUGGUUUAUGUUAUAAUCAUGCAAUAAUCUCAGGCGUGGAACGAACACUCUCGACGAUUGCAUCCAGAAAAAGUAGAAUUACCAACACAAGUUAAUCCUGUCGUGGUUGCUAGUCAUACCAAUGUCCGUAUUCAAUUCUUAGGCCUAAUACAAUGCUUGACAUUCGUAAGAAUAAUACUUUUCAGUGAAAAAAUUUGUGUCUAUAAAAACCAGUUAUUACGUAGUUGAAUAUAAUUGUAAAACUGAAAUAAUAGUUAUUCCAUUGGCUCGCGUAGUAUACUCGACUACGCCGACACACACACGGUUUAACCUCCAUGUUUACAAAGUGUCAAAACAAUGGCGAUGUAAAGGCACAUGAUAAAUAUUGUGUCGGAGAUCCAUUUCAACUUAUAUUACAUAAAAACUAGACCGAAUAUUGUUGUUUUUCUGAGACUAUAAGCGACAAAUUUGGAGUUUAUAAAUUGUGAUCGAAAAUUGGGUAUUCCGGUCACUCGUAAAUUCGUCGCACUGAACCUCGCCCUCAAAUAAUUUUCGAUUCUUGAAAUCGGUCGAUAACCCGCCCUGAAUUUUCGAGAGAACGCUCAGUAAUAAACGAAUAAUGGUCUUCAAUAUUUCUGUGCGAAUCCUACCACUUAAGCAUCAACCACGACAGAAUUACCUCAAAAGUCCGUAGAUUCAUAAAUAUUCCAAAGAAUUUAUCCAUAUUUCGGACCGCAGGAAAACUCGAUCAAUUUUUCAAUAUUUUUUUCGUACUCUUGCCAUUCCGGAUUAAUGGUUCAGGCUCAUUUUAGAUCGUGAGUAUUAAAGACCCAGAGAAUAUUCAGUAGUGAUUAUACAUUUCAAAGUUUUUGAAAAAGGAAUGAGAAUAAACGGUUUUUUCCGUUCCACCGACUUCUGCUUGUGAUUGGAGAUUCUACCACGAAAACAACUGUCGCUGUAACGAUACUGUAUAAUACUGUGUUUUGUGCUGUCUAUAGAAAAAUGAGAGAAUGAAAAAAUAUAAAUAAAAAUCUUCUAUACAUAUAAUGUAUACUUGAAAAAGGGAAUAUAUGUAUACAUAUGUAUAUUCUUAUGAUUUAUCUGACUUCGAACGAGAGCGUCGUUGAUCCUACAAAUGUGAAAUUUCCGGAUGAAGUUCGAGGUUAGAACGAAAUCUAAAUAAAUAAAUAAAUAUAUAUAUAUAUAUAUAUAAUUUGCGAUAAUUACACGAUACUCUUUACGUUACAGUGUAACAACAUAUUUAUUAUUAUAAAAAAGAACAAAAUGACGAAAACGAAAAAAAAUAUGAAACGAGAAUGAGAAACGGAAAUAAAUAAAUGAAGAUAUCACGGUCGUAUUUUA
Molecule: messenger RNA, 8636 nt
Organism: Venturia canescens
Lineage: Eukaryota; Metazoa; Arthropoda; Insecta; Hymenoptera; Ichneumonidae
Gene: alpha-Man-IIb
Product: alpha-Mannosidase class II b
Exons: 6
Coding region: 1020-4358 (1112 amino acids)
Biological process (GO): mannose metabolic process; N-glycan processing; protein deglycosylation
Cellular component (GO): Golgi membrane
Molecular function (GO): alpha-mannosidase activity; carbohydrate binding
Source: RefSeq, a predicted model, not a curated record